AUGGCAGAUGGUACCUACAGGUUCCAGCAGCCUGGGGCCGGGCAGUUUUACUUCCAAUCACAACAACAACACUCGCAUCCACGCCACCUUCAAAACGGAACCAAUUCUCCAGGUCGGCUCAAGCUUAGCAACGAGACUCCCUCACCCUCUAGAUCACCUUCCGCCAACCAAUCUGCAGCUCUGAAUCGAUUCAACAUGUACCAGAAUCAUCAGACCCAGCAUGUCAUGAUGAAUGGUGGUCAAACCCACCAACGGUUUGGCAUGCAUAUGCCGAAAUUUCAGUCACAAACUCACCAUCCUCAUCACGCCCCGCAACAGCAUCACCUUAAUCACCACCCUCAAUCCGGCCACAAUCUUCACCAGCACUUUUCAAGCGCGGGCCUAACCUCGACAACCCCUCACUUCACUCCCAGCCAUCUGCAGAACGGAGCUUCAGCCGCAGUAGACGAUGAUGUGGACGAAUCGAAUGAAUACUGGCAGGAACAACGUCAACUUGGCAAUGAAGCUCGGCAGGCCAAUUCCCCUCAUUACCAUGCCCGCCUAAUGGCCAGCCAAACGCGGGGAAUCUCGAUGGUGGCGAAUCAGACAGAGACACCCGAGAAAGGUCUUGACGCACGAGCGGGCGCCAGCUCUGGCAAGCUAGCUCCGCGACCAGGCCUGUCGGGGAUUGACUGUGGUGGACAAGGCAUGCGGGCUUUGGCUCCCUCCCUAUUCAAUAACUUCAUGUUCCUCGAAACUCUCCAUUUGAGCUACAACAAACUGAAGGUCCUCCCGCCUGAGAUCGGCCAAUUGCGAAAGUUAACUCACCUUGAUCUGACUGGCAACGAAAUCAGCGAACUGCCUGAAGAGAUUGGCAUGUUGACUAACCUUCAAACCCUCAUUCUUGUUGACAAUAAUAUUCGCAAUUUCCCCUACGAAAUGGGCUAUCUCUACAGGCUGGAUAAAUUGGUCGUCCCCGGAAACCCUCUGAAUGAGACCUUGAAAGCUCAGAUCUCGGCGGGCGGUACCAAAGGAUUAAUCAAGUAUUUGCGGGAAGAAAUGCCUGGUGAGUACACUCUAUUUCAUAUGACUGUGCCGGAAGAUUUAUGCUCACAAUCCAUACUUUCUUCAGUUCAUCCGCCUCCUCCAGAACGAGACUGGAUCAUUCUUGACGAGACAGCAAGCUCGACCAACAGCACCGCGGAGAAGAUCACGGUCUUAUCAUACAACACCUUGUGCGAUGCCUCUGCUACUCAGUCUCACUAUGGCUACACACCCUCUCGCGUUCUGUCCUGGGAGUUCCGGCGCGAGCUGAUUCUCAACGAAUUGCGAUCUCACAACUCAGACAUUGUUUGUCUACAAGAAGUUGCGCAGGGUAGCUACAAUAACUUCUACCGCGAGAAAUUGGCAUACAGUGAUUACAAGGGCGUGUUCUGGCCUCGUGGACGUGCGAUGGGCAUGCCCGAGGAUGAUGCCAACACCGUGGAUGGAUGUGCCACCUUCUACAAGGGAAGCAAGUUUAUUUUACUGGACAAGCAUCUCAUCAACUUUGGCCAAACUGCUGUCCGACGACCUGACGCCAAGGGCCAGGAUGACAUUUACAAUCGGUUGUGGCAGAAGGAUCACAUUGCAGUUGUCCUGUUCCUUGAGAACCGCCAGACAGGUGCCCGUUUCCUGGUUGUCAAUGCUCAUCUCUAUUGGGAUCCUGCUUUCAAGGAUGUGAAGCUCAUCCAGACUGCAAUCUUGAUGGAGGAGAUCACCAGGCUGUCCGACAAGUAUGCGAAAUGGCCCGCAUGCACCGACAAAUCCGCUUUCCGAUUCUCUGAGGCAGAAACCGACGCGGAGAACGCCCCGGUGGUGGAGCCUGCUCCUUCGAUGGAGUACUCUAGUGGAGAUCAGAUUCCAUUGUUGAUGUGUGGUGAUUUCAACUCUUCGCCAGGGUCUGCGGCGUACAACUUGAUUGCCAAUGGCGGUCUCAACGAAGAUCAUCCAGAUCUUGAGAAUCGUCUUUACGGUAACCUGAGCAAGGUAGGCAUGACGCACCCGUUCAAACUCAAGUCUGCCUAUGGAGCUAUCGGUGAGCUCAGCUUCACAAACUAUACUCCCGAUUUCAAGGACAUUCUCGACUACGUGUGGUAUUCAUCCAACACACUGCACGUCUCUGCGCUUCUCGGCGAGGUGGACAAGGAAUACCUUCGACGGGUACCUGGUUUCCCCAAUUUUCAUUUUCCUAGUGAUCAUGUGGCAUUGUUCGCGGAGUUUACAAUUAAAGGGAAGAAGGGUAAGGUGGUGGAGGCGGAUUUUGGGCCGCAACGACGCUGA
This is a messenger RNA of Penicillium chermesinum, 2301 nucleotides long. Its product is annotated as CCR4-Not complex 3'-5'-exoribonuclease subunit Ccr4. The record is from RefSeq and is a predicted model, not a curated record. Gene Ontology annotation, biological process: nuclear-transcribed mRNA poly(A) tail shortening. The transcript has a single exon. Bases 1 to 2301 code for a protein of 766 amino acids. NCBI's taxonomy places the organism in Eukaryota, Fungi, Ascomycota, Eurotiomycetes, Eurotiales, Aspergillaceae. Gene Ontology annotation, molecular function: poly(A)-specific ribonuclease activity; protein binding. Gene Ontology annotation, cellular component: cytoplasm; nucleus; CCR4-NOT complex.